Exophiala xenobiotica is the source of this 1853-nucleotide messenger RNA. RefSeq lists its product as uncharacterized. Gene Ontology annotation, molecular function: protein binding. The transcript is spliced from 2 exons. Bases 449 to 1528 code for a protein of 359 amino acids. The record is from RefSeq and is a predicted model, not a curated record. Lineage: Eukaryota; Fungi; Ascomycota; Eurotiomycetes; Chaetothyriales; Herpotrichiellaceae.
CAGUAACACCCGCCUCAAAACUAAGACUGAGUUACACGAACGUCGCAAGUUCACAAUCUUGAUAUCAGUCCGGAUUUCACACUCAUUUCCUCUAGCCUGACCUUUAUCCUCUAGUAAACUGGCAGUAUCAGUACGAUAUCUGGCGAGAGUGACCAUUUAGUCCUACCAUGCGCCAAACGAAUUGGCGAACACACUCUCCGUCGUCCAACACCAACUACCAAAUCUAGGCCAGGAUAUUGCCCACUUCGGUCCGGCUUCUGACAGCCGAACCAUUGUCCAGCAAGCUUGGACAACAAGGCAACGUUGCGGCUCCGUCCAUCAGAUUAGGCUGGCUUUUCCGACUGGUGGAUUAAAGAUUUCGGCAUCGGUAAUGGCAUGACAAGCCACACAGGCCUCCAAUCCGUCGAAACCUGACCGCAGUUUACAGCCCUCUGUCACCUCCUCGCUCAUGCCCUUCUAUCCCUCCCUAAUGGCUACCACUCGCCAGCGCGCCGCAAUGGAGGCUUCUAGGCCUGCGCAGUCGCAGUCAAAGUCGCAGCCCAAUUCAGAUCAAGACAUUAUCGUUGUCGACUCCUCGAAAAGACAACCGAAUGCCGAUGGCGCUGACGGAGAAGUGCCGGUGGAAGGGGAAGAGGAACUCCUAGAAGGUGAAGAGCUGGAAGAAGACGAGGAGGAAGAAGACCUGGAAGACGACGACGACGAUGACUUUGAGAAUUUCACCACCUCGGAAAUCGUCACCGUCUACGUCGGCCAUAAGCGCAAGCGCUUCUUCCUGCAUCGCGAACUCAUCUGCCAGCGAUCGCCGUUCAUGGAAAAAUGUCUGAAGAAGGAUAGAUUCGACGAGGGCUAUAAGAACGAGUUGUACCUCCCGGAAGACGAUCCCAAAGCGUUCUCCAUCAUCGUCGAAUGGAUCUACCGCAACAAACUGCCUGCGCGGACGGACCCGACGUUCGACCUCGCCGACCUCUCAGCGUCUUACUGUAUGGCAGACAAAUUCGCCAUGGAAGAGCUGCAGAACAACAUCAUGGAUGUCAUUCGAUCCAGUUUCUCUCGACGUGAGAAUGAGCAGUGCAAGCCACCUCACUUUUCGGCGCUGGCGCUCACACACCUUUCGGGCCCGCCCAAGUCGCCACUAAAACGCUUCUACAUCGAACACCUGGUGCAUCAUAUGAUGAAGAAUCCGAAGUGGUAUCACGAGUUGAAGCGCAAUGAGCCCAACCGUGCAGAUCUGGAGGAGUUGUUCAAGAUUCCGGACUUGGUGUCAUACAUUUUCAAAAAGGUCUGGCAAUUCCAGGCGGAGCCGUGGAAGGAUCCGGCCAUGUGGGAUAAAUGCUGCUAUCAUGUCCAUGCCACAACGGUCUGUCCAGCGAGGGCGGCGGCUGCUACGUUGGCGAAGAAUGCAAAAGACGGCAUGAGUCAGAGUGUACGGUUGGGAUCCGGUCUCCCCGGCGUGCAUGGCCUCGGGGCGCCGCAGAGAUCGUGGCCGCCUACCGCGAUGGGCGUCUGGAAUCCUGGUGUUGGAUGGUAGGCACAGCCAGCGAAAGAUGACUGUGUGAGCUUGCUCUGCCUUGCUAUUGCAUGGCGAAGAGCAUGAGGGAGACUUUACGAGAACCGACUUUUCAUGUUUCCUAUGUCAGGUCUUGGAUUGAUUGGGCUUUUAUUUCUUGCUUUAAGACCUUGGGUUAUGCUUGCAUGGCGCUGACGGUUCGGGGCUGCAUUUGCAAAUGAUUGUUGUCAUUUCUAUCACGGGGAUCAUGAUGAGUUGAGCUGAGUAACUGAGACUGAUUUUCUAUGCUGGCAGUGUUUGGUACCUAGGAUGCUGAAUAUAACCUCGCAUUACCAUUGUGCACGAA